This is a messenger RNA of Trichophyton benhamiae CBS 112371, 687 nucleotides long. Its product is annotated as extracellular matrix protein, putative. The record is from RefSeq and is a predicted model, not a curated record. The coding region runs from base 1 to 687 and encodes 228 amino acids. Lineage: Eukaryota; Fungi; Ascomycota; Eurotiomycetes; Onygenales; Arthrodermataceae. The transcript is spliced from 2 exons.
AUGCAGCUCUUCCAGACUCUCCUUGCCGGCGCGGCUCUCAUUGCCGCCGUUGCUGCUGAAAGGCCCGCUUUCACCACAUUCCCCAAGGACCCGAGAGUUGGCGAGCCCAUUACGGUGACCUGGGCUGGAGGCAACCCUAAUGCUCGCAAAAAGACAGAUACUAACGUGAUAACAGCCCAAGCAACUGGCGGCUCCUGCACCUUCACUCUGCCUGCAUCCCUCCCCUCAGGCCCCGACUAUGCUCUCCAGAUCAAGCAGGGUGACGAAACCAACUACACCGGCCAGUUCAGUAUCACUGGCGGCCACGGCGCUCCAUCGUCUGCCCCUGCUUCCACCACUACUGCCGCUCCUUCGUCUAGCUCUUCUGGCGAGCCCUCAAAGCCAGUAACCAAGCCAGCUGUUACUUCCACCCCUCAUGCCAGCAUGACCAUGUCCAACUCUGCCAACCAUACCACCAUGACCACCAUGACGAGCAAGCCCAGCUCUCCCACCCCAAGCAUGGGAACUGCCACCACCACCAGCGACCGCAACACCACCAUGUCUUCGCAAACCCUCACUUCCCAGUCCGAGAGCGCUACUCUCACUCCAAGUGCUACUCCAACUGGAAACGCAGCCUCGUUGACCGCCCUGUCCAGCCCGCUCGCGCUCAUCAUGGCCGGUCUUGUCGCCUUCGCUUAUCUCAACUAA